Messenger RNA from Lutzomyia longipalpis, 8260 nucleotides. RefSeq names its product leucine-rich repeat serine/threonine-protein kinase 1 (gene Lrrk). The coding region runs from base 584 to 7996 and encodes 2470 amino acids. The transcript is spliced from 7 exons. Gene Ontology annotation, biological process: protein phosphorylation. Gene Ontology annotation, molecular function: protein kinase activity; protein binding; ATP binding. The record is from RefSeq and is a predicted model, not a curated record. NCBI's taxonomy places the organism in Eukaryota, Metazoa, Arthropoda, Insecta, Diptera, Psychodidae.
CGACAGUGGCCGGGAAGUGACUUUCAGAAGUAGACGUCUCUCUUGUAAACCUCUCCCAUCUGUGAAUUUUUUUCUACCAAAUUUCUCUCUAAAAAUACUGCCAAAAAGUCCCUUAAAAUGUAUCAAAUACGUUUUGGAUGUACGCGUCCCGUGUGAAAAACUCCUCUGCAACAUAGAAGGAAAUACCAGUGAGAAAAUUCCCACCUUUCACUCAGGUGUUGCGAGGGGAAACCACUUUCUUUCACGCCGCAUUUCGUAGACACUACAAUAUUGCAAGAGUGCAUGUGUUGUGUGUGCAAUUGAGGCGCUAACAAAGCGAGCACGAUUAAACCACAAGAAAUCAAAAGCUCCAACCAUUGUAUCGAAAUCGAAAGAAUUGGAGGUACUGCGCGGGAGAGAGGGGGCCCCCACGGUGUGAUUCUUGCAUGGCUUCAUCAAUCUCUCGUCCGGCAGAGAAGGUGCCUCACGGUACACUUCCAAUCGAUUUGUGAUUGCCAUUUGAGUACUGUGGAAGAAGCCCUUUAGCCCGGACAUUUGAAGUCGCGACGUCUGAAUUUCUUUGCAUUGCAUUUAGAGCGCGGAAAUGGCAUGGAAUUUCCGCCAAGAACAACCUCGAACAGGUGCUGAGACUGCCCACGAUGCAUGUGAUUACUUUGUCGACGAAGUCUUGGACUUCUGGAGACCUCCAGAUGCCUUUGAGGAGAUCAGAUCCCUCAAAUAUAGGGAGCUCCGAGAGGCUGUGGUGUCAAAUGAUGAACACGAAGUACGAAUAAUCCUCGAAGCUCUCGGAAAUGAGCGCGAAGUGAUUGUAAAUAUGGCUCCUGGUGGUGCCAAUACCCUCAUCUUCUCCUCCGCCCAGGCUGGCAAUGAAGUCAUCGUGCGGAUGCUUCUUGAGGCCGGUGCAGAUGGGAGAGCUCACGCUGUUACGCGCUACUCUCCACUCUACACAGCCGUCCACAAUGGGCAUGUGGAGGUGACGAAGAUGCUUCUGGGAAAGUUUCCAGAACUAGUUCAGCAAUUAACGGUGGAAAAGUGGCUACCACUGCAUGCAGCCUGUAUCAAUGGGCACAAUGAUGUGGUGGAGCUCCUGCUCAACUACACCUACCCAGACUAUCUGUAUUCCACAUAUCGUGAUCCAACGGGUGAGACAGAGUGGAGGCUGGCUUUUGAUCCCAAUACGCAAGACGUCACUGGGCAGACAGCCCUGUACGUUGCAUGUCUCCUGGGGAAUAAACCUCUGGUUGACUUGCUGCUAGGAUGGAAGGUGAAGUGCAUAAAGAUGCGUGAUGGUGAUGUAGAGACACGUCCUGUGAGUAGUAGAGUGAGUACUAGUCCAACUAAAAGGAGGAUUUCCUAUGGGAUUCAGUCGAUUAUGUCACGCCUAAGUUUGGGCAGAGAUGCCGUUGAGGAGGCUGAAAGUGAAUCAAAUAGCUGGAUAAAUCCUCUGCAAGUUGAUUUACUCUGUGGUGCUGCCAGGGAGACAGCUCUCCUAGCAGCUGUCCGUGGGGGGCAUAUAGAUGUUGUUGGGGCACUUUUGCAGAAGAAAGCCGAUCCCAAUGUGAUGGCAAAGCCAAUUGAAGACCCAAAUGAUCCAAAACUCUCAGAUGAAGUGUAUGGCUUCUCAAACAUUCCCCUUGCCGAGGCAGUUCGUCAGAAAUCCAUCCAAAUGGUGGAGCUACUGCUGAAGUAUGGUGCCAAAGAUGAGCAAUCAACAGCCCUCAGUAUUGCCUGUGCCAAUGGCAAUGAGCAGAUAAUAUGCAAAUUACUCUCAAUUCGUGCACAUCCGGAUCCGGAGUAUAAAAUAAACAAGAAAGCCCUCACGAGUGAGAUUGAACUGGCGGGGAAUAGGGUGUCACCCGAUGGGGGCCUGACGUACGGCUCCCUCUUUCCCAAUACGUCAAUCAUGAUAAAUUGGAAUAAUUGUGAUUUAUCCAGCAUCAAGAUAAACUUCCUCAGUGAAGCUGUUUUGUUGCACAAUACACGACUCAAGGAGCACCCAAAGUGUGGGAUUUUAGCCCUUGGGGCCCUCACACGUAUUGAUAUUUCCCACAAUGGGCUCACGGCAUUGCCGCCGGAAAUCUUCACGUUGUGUAGUUUGCGCUACCUCAAUGCGGCACAGAAUAAAAUUCAAUUUCUACCCCUUCCGGAGGAUAUUCCAACAUCCCCCGCGAGGAUUCUCGCAGGGAGUAGACGGUGCUCACGGCAAUUCCCCAAGGAGUACGAAUGCUUUGUCCUGGAGGAGUUGUACCUGCAGGAUAAUCGUUUGGAAGUUCUCCCACCUGCUUUGUUUCGCAUGCAAUCCCUCAUUACCCUGGAUGUGUCUAACAAUAAGCUGCAGGAGCUGCCGUUUGAGAUGUGGCGUGCUCCGAAGUUGAAGGAAUUGAAUGUUGCAUUCAAUCUCCUGAAGGAUUUGCCGGUGCUGCCAAAUCAGGAGGGAGGUGCUUCACAAUCGGAACCCGCAAGUCCAGUGACCGAAGCAUUCCUGUUCAAUCAAAUGGAAGAAUCUGAGGCACAGAGUCGCAAUAGAACCAUCACACAGGUUGAUCUUGUGCGUCAUCAUAUCUGGUCGAAAUCCCUCGAAGUCACCGAUCAGGAAGUCCGUUUGACGGACAUUCGCAAUGAUGAGAAUAUUUCGCAACUCACAAGUCUCAAUUUGUCCAAUAAUCUCUUCACGAGCAUCCCUCUGGCCCUCCCGUGUCUUGCUAUAAAUCUCACAAGGCUCUCAAUGAGCUACAAUAGCCUGCGUUCAAUGGGGCAUGUCACGAGUUAUCCAGCAAGUCUCAAACAGCUCGAUUUGGGGCACAAUGAGAUUACCUGCUGGCCCAGUUUACCACGAAUUGCAGCUCUUGAUCCCCAUUUAGCGUGCUACAACCCGCAGGAGGUGAAGCCCACAAAGCAACCAAUAAAGAAUCUUACAAAUCAAAACACAGAAGUUUCUGUGAUCAAGACAAAUGCCAGUAGUGGGAAUAUAACAUCCCUCCGGACAGCUGUGCUCAAGAGUGUCUGCAGCCAUCGAAGGCAUUUACGCCUCGAGGGCCUCCGGACGCUAAUCUUGGCGGAUAACCUUCUAACACGCAUCCAGUUGUCAACAGACGAUGUGGCCACACUGUCGGAUUCGGAGGAAUCAGAAUGGAGCUUGGUGGGUGUAACAAAAUCCCGGCUAAUCUUUCCAAAUCUCUCAAUGUUGGACAUCAGUAACAAUUGCCUGAAGGAGAUCCCCCCGACGAUCCAUGAAUUGAGCAAUUUGAGUGUCCUCAACAUCAGUGGGAAUGUCGAUGUCACGGAAUUGCCUCCACACAUGGGACUUCUGUCGCGUCUGUGGAAUCUCAAUACGCGCGGAUGCACGCUCCAGGAUCCCCUGAAGGCGAUGAUUGAUAGCAAGAAGUACAAGACAAUGGACAUCAUUGGGUACCUAAAGUCCGUCUACGAAGAUGCCCGACACUAUGCCCGGAUGAAGUUGAUGGUUGUAGGUGUGCAGGGAAUUGGGAAGACAAGCCUGCUCGAGCAACUUCGGCAGGAGGGACCGAAUCGCAACAAGAAGCCCGUUGAUCACUGGGCCAAGAGGAUGGGGCAUAAGAAUAUAAAUACCAAGACAAGCCGGGGGAUCAACAUGUCCACCGUUGGUGUGGAUAUUGGGGAUUGGGUGUGUGAGAAGAAGCUCCGGGGGCACUCUCAGCAUGGACCUGUUGUCUUCCGAACGUGGGACUUUGGGGGGCAGAAGGAAUACUAUGCAACGCAUCAGUACUUCCUGUCAAAACGAAGCCUCUACUUGGUGCUCUGGAGGAUUACAGAUGGCCGCCGGGGACUGGCUGAAGUGCUUCAGUGGUUGGGAAAUAUUCAAGCUAGAGCACCAAACUCUCCUGUAAUCAUCGUGGGGACGCACUAUGAUGCAGUUGGAGACACCUUUCCCGCCAAGAAGGCUGAGGAGCUGCAACUCAUCAUCCGGGAUAGAUUUAUUGCAGUAGCUGAUGCAGAGAAGAUGGGACUACCGCGAGUGCUGGAUUCCAUUGAGGUCAGCUGUCGCACGGGGCACAAUAUAAAGCUCCUGUCGAAUCUAAUCUACGACACAGCCUUCUCCCUUCGCUCUCCUGGCUCCAAGGAACUCCUGCUGCAUCAGAAAGUCCCUGCAAGCUAUUUGGCCCUUGAAGAUGUAAUUGGGACAAUUUCCUCAGCUCUCAGGCAGGUUGGAGCUGAUCCUGUGCUCGAUGCUGAACGCUACAGAAACAUGGUGACGCAGGAGAUGCAAUCGCGUGGCUAUAAGCGCUUCCGGGAUUGGUCAGAACUCAAUCAGGCGACGAUGUUUCUGCAUGAAAAUGGUUGCUUGCUCCACUACGACGAUGCAACGCUGAGAGAUCUAUAUUUUCUCGAUCCUCAGUGGUUGUGUGAUAUGCUGGCUCAUGUGGUGACAGUACGAGAGAUAAAUCCCUUCGCAAGAUCCGGAAUAAUGCGAAUGGAUGAUCUGCAGUUGCUCUUUAAGAAUUCCUGCCUGGGAUCGAGUGACAAUCGCGGGUACAUUGUGAGCCUCUUGAAUAAGUUUGAGGUGGCACUCACGUGGGAUUCCAGGACACUGCUCAUCCCAUCUCUCCUGCCCGAGAAUGAAGACACACGUGGAGGGCAGGUUGUGACGGUGAAAAUAGCCGCACGAAGUCGUGGAUGGGCUAUGAGGUCUAGGAGAGGAGGAGGAUUGGCCUCAGCGUCGGCCUAUGAUCUAACAUCACCACCAGACUCAUUGGGAGCAACGCAAGCCAAUCAUCCGGAAUAUGACAUUUGCACCCUUCCACGACCUGAAAAAGUAAUCUCUCGGCUUCUCCUUAUGUCCUACUUCCCUUCGGGUUUCUGGUCCCGCCUCAUUACACGUGUCCUGGCUGAUGAUCAAGUGGUUGAUGCCCUGAGAAAUAUCUACCCGAUGCGGAAGGAAGACUUCGAGGAGCCAGAAGUAAAUCAAUUGUUGAACAUUGCCUCCCACUGGACUGUUUGGCAGACAGGAUUAGCUCUCUACCAUGGCACUACGCUGAUCUUCAAGAUGCGCGAAAUACCACCAUCCUGUCCCUUUUCGCCUUACCGUAAUCCCAACAAUCGUUUCAAACUAAAGCAGGAUGGUGUGUGGUGUGACAUCGACAUGAAUGCCACGAGUAUCCUCGAAAUAACCUUCCCGAUGCACGCAAUUGGCCUUCGGAGGAUCGAUGAGGCGGGCUGUGGUACAACGGUGAAGGAGAUGGAAGCUAAUAUUCAAUGCGUAUCCCAGCUUGUAUCUCUCAGUGUUGAUCACAUUGAUAUUCUCCUUGAGGAUUGGUAUCCCACCCUUGGGACACGCUUUGUACACACCUCCGAGGGGAGAUUCCUCGUGACGCGCCUUGUUCCGUGUCCAAAGUGCCUCAAGAGGAGCGAUGAGAGGAAUUCCCACUCCUUCACGGGAUCCAAUCCACCCAAAGGUGCUGGAAAGUUCCCCGAGAAAGGUGGCUCAAAGCGCUUGAGUAUGGAGCGAAGAGAUUUUGCUGUGGGUGAAUCAAGUGGACUCAAUGAACUCCCGGCAAUCCUGCAGGCAUUUGAUCAUGCAAUCUCUGCUAGAAAAUCCCAAGAUUCCCUUGGAUGGUCUGAUGGGGAUUCAGGUGUUGGCCCGGAUUCAGCUGGAUCUUCACGAGCAGCUUCAGUUGAGGGCCAUCCACUGCUUAUGGCUGAAACUACAGGACCACCAAACUACUGCUGGAUGGUGGAGGAGUGCAUCCUUGCUGCGUAUGAUAAGAAGAGUGUCUCCUGUCCAGUACACGCCGAAGUUGAUUUACGCAUCAUUACUCCUGACAUUAUCUUCCUGGACUUGUCAGAUUGCUACUUGAUUCGUCCGGAAGACAUCACAAGGGGUCCCCUUCUCGGUCGUGGUGCCUUUGGGUUUGUCUUUAAGGCCACGUGUAAGUCGAGAGUAUCGAAAAAUCUCAUUCCCGUGGCAAUGAAGAUGCUCCAACCUGUUCCACCGGGUUCACGAGCAAAAGAAAGCGCCAUAAUAGCUUACAAAGCAGCCCUGGGGAAAUGGGAGAGAGACCCGUUGCAGCACUCAUGCAAAGCUUACUGUACGGCUAGGCAGGAAUUGGCGGUGCUACUUACCCUUAAGCAUCCCAAUAUUGUUCCCCUUGUGGGUGUUUGUACGCAACCCCUUGCCCUGGUGCUGGAUCUAGCGCCACGGGGAGCUCUGGACAGUGUGUUGCGGCAGUACAGAAGGAAUGGAGCUCGAAUUGGGCCGUACUGCUUCCAAUCGCUCGUUCUACAGGCUGCCAGGGCUAUGGAGUACCUGCACAGACGCCAUGUCAUCUAUAGGGAUCUCAAAGCUGAGAAUGUGCUCGUGUGGGACUUCCCGGAGCCACAUGCCUACGAUCAUCCGGACAAUAGUGUGCAUAUCAAAGUGGCGGACUAUGGAAUCAGUCGGGUAACUCUCCCGUCUGGAGCUAAAGGAUUUGGGGGUACUGAAGGAUUUAUGGCGCCGGAGAUUAUGCGUCACAAUGGAGAAGAGGAGUACACGGAGAAAGUUGAUUGCUUCUCAUUCGGGAUGUUCCUGUAUGAACUUCUCUCCCUGAGGCAACCCUUCGAAGGUCAUGAGGCAGUCAAGGAGUGUAUCCUCGAAGGUGGACGUCCCGUGCUAACGCAGAGAGAAACUCAAUUUCCCUGCUACUGCCUGGAUUUGAUGGUACUCUGCUGGGAUCAGCAACCAAAGAAUCGUCCAUCUGCCAGCCAGAUUGUCUCUAUUGCCAGUGCUCCGGAAUUUACGCAUCUCCUGGAUGUUGUAUCACUCUCGCACACUGGUGGUGUUCUGGCCGGUGUUGGGUAUCCCGUUGUGGCGAGUCCGGAAGACGAUACUCUGUCGUAUGAAUUGUGGCUUCCAUGCUCAAAUUCCCGGAUUGAUCUGCUUCUCGGCUCCCCAAAGGGAUGGCAACAGUAUCAUAGGAUUCUCUGUCCAAAAAUCUCAACUGGACGUGGGAGUACUCCAAUGAAACUCACCACAGUUUGUGUUGUGGACACAUCAGUCUGGAUUGGGGAUGCUGAUGGGAAUAUUUAUGGCUUCAAUGCCUCUGAUUGCACGCAUCUCUUCUCCUAUGCCCUGGAGCCAACACAGCCUAGUCCUGUUGUUGCCCUUGUGCACCUCAAUCGCAUUAAUCGCGUUGCUGCUGGUCUCGAAAAUGGACGACUCUUCCUGCUGGAUUCCUCAAAUAUUCCCACAAGCUAUGUUUCCGCCGAGGGGAGCUUUGUUCUCACGGAACUUGGCUCUGGGGAGCGUCUACAUAGCGUGUGUGCCCUGUGGCGCCUCGAUGAUGAUGUCUGUGAGCUGUGGUGCGGAGAAACGGAUGGGGCAAUGAAUGUGUUUGGCCUGAAGGAUUCAGUUGUGUCCGAACAUACGCUUCUCAAUCACUUUGACGUCUCUCUGGGUGGAAGGGAGUCCAACGUGGUGCUCCUCUAUGCAUCUGAGGAGUUUGUCUUCUCAUGCGUGGCCCCGGGGUGUAUUCUCUACCAAUGGAAUGUGGCAAGGAAGGAAAUUGAGAAUCGUCUGGAUUGCUCAAAGCUCAUUCCGUGCUCCGAGAGUCUCCGCAGUAUCGCCAUUGAGGAACAUUUGAGCCCAGGGAAGUGUCAGAUUACAGCACUGGCGGUUCUUGGGAAUGAUUUGUACAUCGGGACAACGUGGGGAUGUCUCAUAAUUGUCGAGAAGGACACCCUACGGCCCAUUACUGUGUUUCGUCCCUUUGAUGAUGAGGUUCGAUGUAUUCUGCCUCUGUACACACCAGGACACAAUCUGGCACCUCUUAUUGUGACCAUUGGACGUGGGUAUCGUUCCCUCAUCCAUCGGUAUACAGACUCAGUCCCGAGAUCCAUUACAACUCCAUCGGGGAAUGAGAGGAGGCACCUCUUUGGUAGCCCUGAACGCAUUUCCGGCAACAGUGGAGGAGCCCCGAAGGAUCGAAGUAGCAAUAUGCACGCACUAAUCUGGAGGGCAGAUCACUGGACACCGGUGUAGAGAGAAGCCGCCCGUUGGCAUUUUAACUUUUUCGCAAAUUCUUCAUUUAACCGUCCUCUGUGCGUGCGCGUGUUGUGUGUCUGUGGAGUUUUUGACCUUUUAAAAUGCUUAUAAUCUGUGAUUUUCAGAGGAAGUGAGACGCAAACCAAAAUUAACCAAGAGAGAGAGAAAUUCAUUUAUUCCAGAGACUUUGCAAUUUGUAAAAGAAAAUAAUCAUUUUAUUUAUUUCAUUGACAGAGAUUAAAAAAAAGUAUUCCAGUUAAA